This is a messenger RNA of Salvia hispanica, 1636 nucleotides long. The record is from RefSeq and is a predicted model, not a curated record. NCBI's taxonomy places the organism in Eukaryota, Viridiplantae, Streptophyta, Magnoliopsida, Lamiales, Lamiaceae.
CAAAAUUUUAGGGCAUCCUCCAAAAUUUGAGAGGCAAGCGGCAAUUUUUUCCACAAUUGUUUAUCAAUAUCUCCCGUCGACGAAUCUCGGUGUGCCCAAUCUUUGAAUCAACAGAUUCCUCUUCAUCUGCCCUUCCACAAUCAUCAUUCGGAGAUUUCAAUAGGUUCUGGAACAAUGGCCAAUGGGGAUUUGUCCAAUGAAGCUCUCGUUCUGUUGAUUUUAGACAUUAUUCGUGUACAUCGAUUAAGGAUUACUUGCUGCCUUCUAGCAUAUGGUCUACUAGGAGAUGGAGACGAAGAUUUGGGUGGUCGAAGGGUUAGGCGUAGGUUUUCUCAUACAGAACGCAUUCCCGCACAGGUGCAUCGCCUCAAUCGACUUUUGGGGCUAAAUGACCAGGAAUGUAUUGACAGUCUUCGAAUGGAUAGGAAUUGCUUUGGCCGACUAUGUAUACUACUACGUGAACGGGGUGGCUUAGUAGAUGGAAAAUAAAUUAUGGUCGAAGAACAAGUUGUCAGUACUUGCCCAUCACAAGAAAAAUCGCGUGGUUCGAUUUGAAUUUUGGCGUUCCGCGCAGACUGUAUCACAGUAUGUCCAUGUUGUGCUCAAAGCUGUGAUUAUGUUGCAUGAACUAUUGUUGGCGAAGUCGGUACCAGUUGAUGAGCACUGCCAGGACGCGAGGUGGAAGUGGUUUCCGGGUUGCUUAGGAGCAUUGGAUGGGACAUAUAUCAACGUAUUAGUUGAUAGCGAAGAUAAACCACGCUUCCGGAGUAGGAAGGGCCAGAUUGCAACAAAUACAAUGGUAGUUUGUACUCGGGACAUGCGUUUUGUUUACGUUAUAGCCGGUUGGGGGGGAUCUGCCGGAGACGCUAGAGAGUUACGUGACGCAGUGACACGUGAACAUGGUUUAAAAGUACCUAGAGGCCAAUAUUACUUAUGCGACAACGAGUAUGCAAAUAGUGAAGGAUUCCUUACCCCGUUCAAAGGCGUCCGCUACCAUCUCAAAGAAUGGGGCCCUCAUGCGGUGAUGCCUCAGAAUCCACGAGAAAUGUACAACAUGCGUCACACUAAAGCGAGAAAUGUGAUAGAGCGUGCGUUUGCCAUUGUGAAGAUGAGAUGGGGUAUAUUGCGAAGCGUGUCUUACUACCCAAUCAACACACAGGUGGAGCUGAUCCUAUCUUGCUUUCUCCUUCACAACUUUAUACGAGGCCAGAUGGCAGUGGAUCCAAUAGAGCUAGAGUUAGAUGGUCAUCACAUCGACAUGGGUUUGCAAGAGGAGCUGCCAGAGGAAAAUGUUUAUGUCGACACGGUUGAGGCAACGCCGGCGUGGAAUAAUAAACGUGAUCAACUAGUUGAAGCUAUGUGGCUUCACGAAGGUUGAAGCCAAACUCCUUGUGAUAAAACAACUACUACAAAUGGAUUCAAUGUCGAAGCUGAUGAAGAAGAUGUAUUUGAAUUCUAUGUUCGUGUUGUAAUUGAAUUCAGAUUAUGCAAUUGUUGUGGUUUGGUGUUUGUUUAUCAAAUUAUCUGGUAUUGCAGCGUAUGUAAGUAUAACAAUGUCAUGUGACAAUUUAGAUUUUUUUCAGUAGUUUUAACUAAAGUACUUUGAUUAGUUUGGCCGGUGCCGCCUUCUAGAUUC